Molecule: messenger RNA, 3042 nt
Organism: Trypanosoma rangeli
Lineage: Eukaryota; Euglenozoa; Kinetoplastea; Trypanosomatida; Trypanosomatidae
Exons: 1
Coding region: 1-3042 (1013 amino acids)
Biological process (GO): Golgi organization; endoplasmic reticulum to Golgi vesicle-mediated transport
Cellular component (GO): Golgi apparatus
Molecular function (GO): small GTPase binding
Source: RefSeq, a predicted model, not a curated record
AUGUGGAACCACUGGAGUGACGUUACGAAGAAAAUUAGGGACAUCGCCGCCGAGAUUACCCAGCCCAUCAGCGAGGAAUCGGAGAGCGCUCAGGAUGAGGGUCGACUAUUAGGCAGAGGGACAUUUGGAACGUGUGAGGUGCCACAUGCGGCGGCGCGCACUCCGCGGUUCCCACCAGCAAAUAGUGACUCGUUUCAAAAACAGGGUGGCAAUUCAUUGACGUCACGACCACCGGGGUCCGCUGCUCCACCAGUUCGUCGUGCGGCUCCAUCGGAUGUUAGCAUGUCGCCACCGUCACGUCUUGGCACCUCCACUACACAUGAUAGCAGCAGCGAGCGGAAUCACCCCUCCGUGAAUUCGGCUGCAGAAAAAGCGUUACAAACCCCCUAUGAGGAAGGCGACACGGCACCUGUGCCAGCAUCCCAGUCACCAGCGGGAACACGGAAUGGAAGUGAGGUGCAUCGUAGCAUGGAGGAGGGUAUGGCGGAAUUGGAGCUGCAGGUGCAGCGCCUCUCCGAGGAGAAAAGGCACAUCGAGCAACAGGUCCUUGCAUACCAGGAGGAGGUGACGGAGGCGCACAGGAAAACGGUUGGGUACUAUGAAAACAAAAUGGCGACGCUGCAACAAAGCAUCAAUUUGGAGAAGGUACUAAAGGAGGAACUUGCAGAACUGCUCUCACAACGUGAAAAGGAGUGUAACGAGCUUCGGGGUGAUGUUCAGGCACUGCAAGAACAGGUGGAGAAACUCACUCAGGAGGCUGCCAUGAUGAAGGUGGCGCAUGAUGAGGUAAAGCAAAAGUUAGCUUGUAGGGAAGAGGAGUGUUUGAGCGCAAGGCAACAAUUCGAAUCAUUGCAGGAAAUGCAUGAUGCUUUGCUGGAGCGGCUGGAGCGUGCAAAUAAGGAUAAACCUCCCAUUGCUUUCGUUUCUACUGCUCACUCGGCCCCACAUAUCAGCCAUGAUAUUACCUCGGCAAUGGCUGCUGGUGAUAUUACAGUGGUGGAACUUCGUCAACGGAUUGAGGCAAUGGAGGAGGAAAAACUUAUUAUGGUGCGUGAGAAGGAGCAACUGGCAGUGUUGCUGCAGGAAGAACGGCGCAACCACCGCGCGACGGUGCAGGAAACGGAUCAAAUAUUGUCCCACGACCGGGAGCAGGCGCAGAGGCUAACAGAGCUCAUUAAUCAGCUUGAGAACAAUCGACAGCAGCAGCGAGAGAAUGAUAUGACGGCGGGAGAAGAGCGGCAGUGGCAAGGGUUGUCGCGGCAUGAGGAAGUGAAGGACGAACCUGUGACUAAAACGGAAGCGUCCGCCGCGACGGGCAACGAAUCCUGGGAAACAGUGAUCUCUUCGUUAAGGGAAGAAGUAGCGGCGUUGAAGUUGCAGUUGGAUGCAGCCAAACAGGAGGGUGAAGAGGCCGCGCGGCGCGUGGAAGUGGCGCUUGACGAAAAACAUGCGCAGGCACUGACAUUGCUUGGGGCCCAAGAGGAGCGAAACGCGUACGGCGUGGUAGAGGAACUUCAACAGGAGCUGAAAGCCGCCCAGCAGCAAGCAUGUGAUGCGGACAGACAACGUGAGAGGCUGCAGGAGGAGGUGCAGCAGCUUCACAAUCGCCUCAAGGAGGCUCAGUCCCACGCGGAAGCACUCUCUGGUAAGUUGACCACAGCGGAGGCACGUGCGGAGGCUCUGCAGUCUAGUCUACAAGAGGCGCGACGUGCGACGGAGGGGCAUGAGGCCUCACUUGUCAGUGCCCUCACCACUCGCAAGAAGGAACUCGAGGUAUCAUCUGCACGAACGGCGGAGCUCAUGCAGCAGCUGGAGCAUACAAUUACGGAUUGCCUUGUGCGUGCAGGCACGGAUUUGCCAUCGCACCGCGACGGCACCUGGGCUUCGUUCUCGGACAAGGUGACGCUUCUUGCAAGUGAGUUUAAUCACAUUUUUUGUUCAAAUCAAAAGGCGGCGCAGCUGCAGAAAGAGUGGGAACGAACAUAUGAGCAGGCGCGGGGAGUGAAUGCGACACUCUCACAGCAGGUGAGCGAGGCCUGGAAAAACAUUGGAAACCUACGUGAGGAUCUUUCCCUGCGGGAACAGUCUAUUGCAAAACUGAAACAGCAGGUUCAGGCGGAGUCGCAGCAACACCUUGAUGUACAGCAUACGCUUGUGGGCGUCACAAAUGAACUACAGGUUCUUAAGGAAGAAAAAAAGGCCUGGGAAGCACGCAUUGGUGUCUCUAGUUCUGGAGAAGCAGCUCACCAGGAACAGCUGGCGCAGCUGGCUGCGGAUGUUGAAACACUGCGAAGAACCUUGCAGGAUAGGGAUGAAGAGUUGUCGCAUGCGCAACGUAGUUUAGAGACGCUUCAGCAAGUACUUGACACCUUCACCAAGAACAAGACGCGUGACGUGGAAGAGCGGACAGCUGACAUGCAAAUUGAGAUUGAUCAGCUUCGGACACAAGUGCUAGAGGCUGAGGAGCGACAACACCACCAUCAGGAGGAUAUUGAUGCAAUUAUUGCAACCCAUCGGCGAGAGGUAGCGGCAAAGAAUUUGGAAAUUACUUCUCUUCAUCGCAAACACGCGGAACUUCGAAAGGCGCUAGAUGAAACGGCACGACAGUUAAGUGGGAUGACGAUGAUAGACAAACGCGUCAUUAGUCACCUCACAGUGAAUUUUAUCCAUGCAUUUGUAGGUCACCGGCGUGAGGCGGAUGAAAUGCUCAAGGUUUUAGGUGGUCUGCUGAACUGGGAUGAGGAGAUGCAGGAAAAGGCGGGUCUCCUACCAGGUCCCAGUAAUCCAAAGCCCGGCCAUCAAGGAAAACGUGGUGGACUCAUUGGAGGCUUGGUAAAAUCUGUGUGGGGAGGUUCUGGCCGCACAACAGCAAAGGGAACUGGCACCAGCGGCACGUCGCCGAGCAUCGCAGAGUUAUGGGUGGAGUUUUUGAUGCGGGAAAGCGAGGCGGAGACAACUCAGGCAGAGGUGGUGCCAGUGGAUUCUUCCGCUUCACAAACGGAGGAAGUGGUAGUUGUGGAAGGGAAACAGCAGUUGCGGUAA